UGAUUCAGAUAUACAAUCAAGAGGGCAGGCUUUUAUUUAUUUACUUUGCUAUUUGUUUCUGUGAAUGAAUAUGUUCAAAGUAGUUUUUAAAAACACAAGAAGUUGUUAUUACAAGAUCUUAUGGUAAGAAGUAUACAUAACUAGAUUGUGAAACAUUUACUGGGUGAAGUUUGAACUAUGUGUUUUUAAACCUCAGAGUUCAGAGAAAUUGUUAAAAUGUAGCCUUUAAAAGUUUAAGAAGAAAUGAGGAGAAAUUCGUGCUAAAAAGUGUCGUGCAAAGUCUCAAAACAUUUUCUAGUGAAAAUUCUACUCUGCAGUUCUUUUUAUUUUGCUGUAUUUUCGCUCGUAUAUCCAUUUUUUCUUGUUGUUAUUUUUGUUAAUUUUAGAUGCUUUUGUUGUUGUUGUUGUUUUAUAGUUUUUAUUGCUCUUUUACAUUGGUCGAUGUUUUUGUUAUUUUUGUUUUUUUUUUAUUUUUAGUUUAAAUAUCCGUUGUUUAACGCCGAUACAACACCAUAUUUUCUUUAAUCGUGACUUUUUAUAUCAUUUGCUUAUUUUUCUUUCAUUUAUAUAGAUUAAGGUUUGAGCUGUUUUGAUGGUAGAAUAGGAAUCGUCGUCAUAAGAACUUCCUGCAAGUAAAGAUGUUUUGUUUUUUGCAAACUGACUAAUAACGAUUGUUUACCAAUGACUUUGUGAGACUGUAGUCAUGUGCAUAAUCUUGGAUAAUAAUUUCAUUGAUUAAAAGUAAAUAGAGGAAUUAAAGACUCAUGGACAGAGAUUUGCCAUGCUUGUAGAUAUAACAGAACCUGAUAGCGACUUGGUUAAAGUAUUUUACCUUAUAGGCACAAAAUGUUGUGUACAUAUCACAUUUUAAUUCCACAUAUCACCUCACUUAAAAUUUUCGGCAAACAAGUUGACGUCAUAAGUUUUUAUCAACUCUUAGUUGCCAGGCAUGUCUGUUUUUAGAAGGAAGGGAAAUUUUUUCCAUGUCACACAUAAAUAUUUUAGUGCUCCCUGUUUUCGUUUCUUGACUACUUUAAGAUCUUGUGGUUUUGAAGUUAAUUAUUGUAUAUUAUCAAAGUUUAAGUUAUUGCCAUAAUUGUUAUUAUCAUUAUUUAACUCGAUAAGUACUGACUAUCCAUUCUAGAAAUAAAGUACUAAUUGAUGAAUAAGUGAGUUUAUUAAAGAUGUCUUCAUCAGCGUUUCACAUUCCACGAAUCGUGGUACAAAGUCCAGACGAAGUAGACGAGUUGCUUGGAAAAUAUAUAAACAAACUAUCUGCCCCAUGCAAGAUUAACACAAAAGAGAAGUUAAGAGAAAAGUUACGAACAAGAAGAGGCGGUACUAAACGAAGCCUGGAAACUACUUUAGAAACCAUAAAGGAAGAAUUCGACCUUGAUAAGUUGAGACACCUCAAACAUAAAACGUCCGAAGAAGAACAACAAAACAACAAAAAGCAAUUAAGACUGCAAGAUUCUUGCUUCUGUCAACAAACCUGUUGCGAUAAUAUCAGCCAGAACUCUGCAGAGAAUGACAUUAAUUAUACCUGCAAUAAUGAAACAUGCGAUAACUCCUGUUACGAUAGCAACAACAACGAAUUUUUUGCGACGUCAUUAAGUUUGACGUCAAAGGACACUAAAGUGACUUCAUGUAUAACUCCAUCAUUGAUAUCAAUUAGCAUGAAACCGGUUAUGCCUGUUAGCAUCACACCGGCGUCGGUCAUUAAGCCUAUACCGGUAACCUUAAAAUCAUCCUCAUUCGGACUUAAACGAAAGUUACUGCCAUUAGUGCCUGCGAUGAAAUGUGUACGACAUUUCAGCAGUUUGACGUCAAAUUUUGAAGAAAACGUAUCGGCCAUGAAGAAGAUGAAACUUUAAUUAUUUCAAAUGCGCAGGAAACAAAGGCGGCAUUUAUCUAACAGAGUUUAAAGCAGGUGUAUAGGGAAAUGUUUCCGGACGAGGUGGGACGGUAUCUAAAGAAUGAGUGAAAUCACACGACGGCUAUGUUUUCAUUUCGCCUAUCAUAUAUUAGGUAUAUAUACAAUGUAUGAUCACUCCUUUGCAUAAACAAAUGUGUUUUAUACAAGUUCUUUGGAGUGAAAAAUACGUGUCACAAGUUUCGCCGUCACCUCUAACAAGACAUAUUAAUUUCACGUUAAACGAAAAAAGAAAGGGCAAUUUUGGGCAAUUUAUUUGUUCUUUAUCAAAAUUUCUCAGAAUAAUUUAGACUUGCUUGCAAAGCCUUGUAUUAAUCUAAAGAUCAAAAUAAGUUUUAACACAAUUUUCAUGUGAUUUAGUAUAUCUACUGAAAUGCUUAUAAAAAUCAAACCUUCGCGAUUAUCAGCUUUAAUCUCAUUGUCGACGAAGGGGUAUUUCAAAUAAUCUUUAGAACCAUCCGCUUAUUGUUGUUGCUGUUAUUUUUACUUUUGGGCGGACACUAAGUCUUCGUGAAGCAAGCACAUCAAAUAAUUGUAAGAAUUUGGCUAGAGUGUUGCAAAAUUAAACUUAGGCGAAACUAAUUCAGCUUAAAAGUCCAAUUUUUUAUUUUAAUUUCGCUAUUUCUGGUUAAUAAAUCGAUUUUCUUAUUUCGCGCUUGACCUCAAGAUCAUUUUCCACAAUUUAUUUUCGCAGUUGAGCUAAAAAUCAUUUCCCCCACAUCUUAGGUUUUGCGGUUUGUAGGACCUGGGAGAGAGCGAAAUUGUCAUGCCAUAAUGCAUUUGAAACUAAACAUUGGUUGAUCAGUUAGUUCAGGUUAUGUUCUCUAUAUUUUAUAUAGAUAUUGUAUAUAAUAUACAAGUGUUAAACACGAUGUAGAUACAGUAUAUAAUUGUGAAAGUUAUUAGUAAUUUGUUUUUUAUAUCUUUCUUUUUUUCUCCCUGUUGUAUUUUUCUGUUAUCACUACAUUACUUCACGUAAGAAUAUAGGUAUUCUUUGUCAUGA
This is a messenger RNA of Hydractinia symbiolongicarpus, 2936 nucleotides long. RefSeq lists its product as uncharacterized. The record is from RefSeq and is a predicted model, not a curated record. The transcript has 2 exons. Bases 1185 to 1874 code for a protein of 229 amino acids. NCBI's taxonomy places the organism in Eukaryota, Metazoa, Cnidaria, Hydrozoa, Anthoathecata, Hydractiniidae.